Messenger RNA from Toxoplasma gondii ME49, 1115 nucleotides. RefSeq lists its product as hypothetical. The transcript is spliced from 6 exons. Bases 156 to 659 code for a protein of 167 amino acids. NCBI's taxonomy places the organism in Eukaryota, Apicomplexa, Conoidasida, Eucoccidiorida, Sarcocystidae. The record is from RefSeq and is a predicted model, not a curated record.
ACCCCACUCCGGCGCUGACAAACGGCGCGCCGUUUCUCCAUUCUCUGUUCACUCGUGAACAGAUAAAAGGGGAGCUUGUCCCGCCGUUAUUUCGGAAAAUCUCACCUCGGACUGAGUUGUAAUUCCUUCCACUUUCCGGUUGUGUCCGCUACAAAAUGCGGUUCGGGACCUUCCGGACUGCUUACAGGGUGGCGACUCGACACUUUGGGUCGAAUGUCGCUUACCGCCAGUACUACCAGGCUCCUCGCACUGUGACUGCGAUGAUGCCUUACCUUUUGACAAGAACAAACCCCGUGACUCUGAGACUGGAGGACCAAGCUGCGGACGGGUCGUCGAAUGUCAAGCAACUUUUCUCCACCAGCAUGAGCGGCUCUGCCCUCCUAUCCCCCGUCAGCGAAUUGUCUUCUCUCGUGUCAAGUUCGCAUGCGGCCCUUCCUCUGGCCCUCGUCGGCGGCUUCUGCGAGGAAACGAUCUUAACAAAUACAGCAUUGGAUGCACCUGCUUUGAGUUUGGUAACUUGGGGAACGACGACUCGCGUCUUUAAUAUUCACUUCUCAACCGUGAACUGGGAACAUGCAUGCAGUGAGCAUGGGGGAGACACCAGGCUCUCGAGCUUGCCCAAGGUGGAAUAUCUUUGCCGGUUGAUUUCUUGGCAUUGACAACACCAGUGGCAUAUGGCUUUAGCCUAUGUGCGUCUACUCUACCAACUUCAAAGCUUGAGAUGGUAACAAGCAUAGCCAGCAAUCACCGAACAAUGAGAGAGCAUGUGCGCCGUGCAUAGCGCUUCUCAGCCUUCGGUGUCCUCUCCAUCUUUCCUUGUCUCGUUUUUCUCCGUUCUCGCUCUCGGUUCCGCCCAGAGUGCCACGGGAAACGCCGCCGUCUAGAGAUUCCUCGCUGCUCGGUGUUGCGUUUGCGUCUCGCUCUUUCCCCGCGUCUCUCCCGACCUGAAAAGACCGCGAAGGAGAGAGAGGCCCCGCGAGCGGGGAGAGUGAAUUCAGUCUGUCUUUUUUUGUCUUCCGUCAAAGGCACGGGCCUCCCUUUUUCGAGCGAAACGGUGGUCCACACGUUUGCCAGUUAACCGCUGCUGUCUCCGCCGAAAAUCUGAGAUCUUUGUG